Molecule: messenger RNA, 6627 nt
Organism: Callithrix jacchus (white-tufted-ear marmoset)
Lineage: Eukaryota; Metazoa; Chordata; Mammalia; Primates; Cebidae
Gene: CRTC3
Product: CREB regulated transcription coactivator 3
Biological process (GO): positive regulation of transcription by RNA polymerase II; protein homotetramerization
Cellular component (GO): nucleus; cytoplasm
Molecular function (GO): cAMP response element binding protein binding
Source: RefSeq, a predicted model, not a curated record
UCCUUCCUUCCUUCCUUCCUUCCUUCCUUCUUUCUUUUUCUUUUUCUUUUUCUUUUUCUUUUUCUUUCUUUCGAGAUAGGUCUCGCUCUGUCAACCAGGCUGGAGUGCCAUGGCACGAUCUCAUCUCACUGCACCUCUGCCUCCUGAUUUCAAGCGAUUCUCCUGCCUUAGCCUCCCAUGUAGCUGGGAUUAUAGGCCGUGCACAACCACACCCAGCUAAUUUACAUAUUUUUAGUAUAGACGGGGUUUUGCCAUUUGGCCAUGCUGGUGUUGAACUCCUGAUCUCAGGUGGUCCACCCGCCUCUGCCUCCCAAGGUGCUGGGAUUAUAGGCAUGAGCCACUGCACCUGGCCUGCUGGUUUUUCUAUUUGUUUGACCAAAGGAAUGCCAGGCCAAUUCGGUCUCCAAGCAAGCAACCAGAUCUAGUUAUGACUUUGCCUGAAAUUAAAUGGAGAAUUUGGUUUCAUGGACCAGUUCUUCCAUUUUUGGUAGCGUGGUUCAUCAUGGAGACUGCAGUUCUUACCAUGAUGAAUUUUAAAAAAGAAAUUUUUAUUUUUGUGUUUUCUGCUGUUUAAAUCAUGAUGAAUUUUUAGCAACCUCUCAUCUGUGCAGAUUCUCCCAAGAGAUAGUGAAUGCUUUAGGAACACUUUAUUCAGCUCAGCCUAAGGGAGAACAUGCCAGAAGCAUGGCUGGAUGAGAAAGGAGUGGCCUGCCUGGGAAAGUACUCCGUUCCCAUCUUCAGAAGGGACUGGUGGCAGCUGGGUGGCCUUUGGUGAGGAUGCUGCCUGCUUGAAUUGGCUGACCCGGAAGGUCAUCAAACUCUUGUGGCUUAUGAGUCCAGACAGAACAGGACACUGUGUGUCUUUUCAUGAGCAAGUGGCCAGAUGAGGAAAAGUACCCUAUGCUCUUUAAAAUCAAAAACAGGAUGUACUUUUAAAAAAAACUCAGUAUGCUUUAUUAGAAUUACCAUGUGCCAUAUCUAACUGAAUAUUCCAGAGCAUUUUAUUCUUUCCAGACAUAUUUUCUCAUACUUUCCUAGUUCCUUUGUGACAUCAUACGCUUAUUUUGUCCUUUAAAGUUAUCAAUAAUGUGAAAAAAAGUUGUUUUGUUUUCUUGGCUGGCUAGACGGUAGAAAACUUGGUCUUCCUCUCUUUUUUUGGGCAUAUGUGUAGAAGUUACUGAGUUAAAACUGAAAAGUCACCUUUAAUUUAUGGCAAUAUCAUAAUUGUAAUUAAAAAUUAAACUUUUUAUUUGGAAAUUGAAAAUCUACCCCAAAGUAGAAUAAAGAACCCCCAUAUACUCAUCACCAGAUUCAGUAUUUUCACCAUUUUGCCACUCUUGUUUCCUCUGUUCCCCUCCCUUUGUUUUUUCUUUUUAAAUUCCAAAUUGGAGAUCUCUCUAAAACUCAGUGAAGUGUCCUACCAGGUUGAAUCACAGUGGUGGAUCUGGUGUGAUUCUGAAUGUGGCAGGGCUAAAAGGAGGGAGUAGGCAGGCUGGCAGGGGCUGGUCGCUGACAUAAGUUUCCUCCGGCAGAACGAGGCUGGUGUUGGGGUGAACGGAGGCUCAGGCACUUUGACUCCUCUCCUACUUGACCUGCAGUACCUGCCUGACCCUUCUGGCCUCCAAGGAUGCCUUUGGCCAGUGACCUCACCAGUCGCUCAGCCAGCCUCCUGCUCUGCCCUGUCACUGCUCAAGUCAUAGUCGAUCAAAAGCCAGUUCUUUCCUUCUGCAGUUCCUUUCUAUUACCAUAAGAAGCAAGCCAGCUUCCUCUGGAGGAGAUAAAUGAGCAGACCUGAUUUGCCCAGAACAUAUGUCUCUCGUCAUUGUCCUAUUAGAAUUCAAGUUAAAAGGAGAACUGCACUCAACAGAAGGCCUCCCUCACCACCAAAGAUACCACACCAGCCGUCGUUUCACCAAGCUGAUAAUGUUCGGGGAACCCGCCACCACGGGCUGGUGGAGAGGCCAUGCAGGAACCGCUUCCACCCCCUCCACCGAAGGUCUGGGGACAAGCCAGGGCGACAAUUUGAUGGUAGUGCUUUUGGAGCCAAUUAUUCUUCACAGCCUCUGGAUGAGAGUUGGCCAAGGCAGCAGCCUCCUUGGAAAGAAGAAAAGCAUCCUGGGUUCAGGCUGACAUCUGCACUUAACAGGACCAAUUCUGAUUCUGCUCUUCACACGAGUGCUCUGAGCACCAAGCCCCAGGACCCCUAUGGAGGAGCGGGCCAGUCGGCCUGGCCUGCCCCAUACAUGGGUUUCUGUGAUGGUGAGAAUGAUGGACAUGGGGAAGUAGCAUCUUUCCCUGGCCCACUGAAAGAAGAGAAUCUGUUACAUGUUCCGAAGCCACUGCCAAAACAACUAUGGGAGACCAAGGAGAUUCAGUCCCUGUCAGGACGCCCUCGAUCCUGUGAUGUUGGAGGUGGCAGUGCUUUUCCACAUAACGGUCAAAACCUGGGCCUCUCACCCUUUUUGGGGACCCUGAACACUGGAGGGUCAUUACCAGAUCUAACCAACCUCCACUACUCGGCGCCCCUGCCAGCCUCCCUGGACACCAGCGACCACCUCUUUGGUAGUAUGAGUGUGGGGAAUAGUGUGAGCAAUCUCCCAGCUGCUAUGACCCACCUGGGUAUCAGAAGCUCCUCUGGUCUCCAGAGUUCUCGGAGUAACCCCUCCAUCCAAGCCACGCUCAAUAAGACUGCACUUUCCUCUUCCCUAAAUAACCACCCACAGACAUCUGUUCCCAGCGCAUCUGCUCUUCACCCUUCACUCCGUCUGUUUUCCCUUAGCAACCCAUCUCUUUCCACCACAAACCUGAGCGGCCCGUCCCGGCGUCGGCAGCCUCCUGUCAGCCCCCUCACACUUUCUCCUGGCCCGGAAGCACAUCCAGGUUUCAGCAGACAGCUGUCUUCAACCAGCCCACUGGCCCCAUACCCUGCCUCCCAGAUGGAGUUUCGCUCUUGUUACCCAGGCUGGAGUGCAAUGGCGCGAUCUCGGCUCACCGCAACCUCCGCCUCCUGCGUUCAGAUGGCAUCCUCAGACCAAAGCCGGCUUUCCUUCCUGCCCACAGAAGCUCAAGCCCAGGUGUCCCCACCGCCCCCGUACCCUGCGCCCCAGGAGCUCACCCAGCCCCUCCUGCAGCAGCCCCGCGCCCCGGAGACCCCUGCUCAGCAGCCCCCAGAAGCCUCUUCCCUGCCACAGUCAGACUUUCAGCUUCUCCCAGCCCAGGGCUCAUCUUUGACCAACUUCUUCCCAGAUGUGGGUUUUGACCAGCAGUCCAUGAGGCCAGGCCCGGCCUUUCCUCAACAGGUGCCCCUGGUGCAGCCAGCUUCCCGAGACCCACAGGACUCUUUCCAUUUGAGACCAAGCCCAUAUUCCAACUGUGGAAGUUUCCCAAACGCCAUCCUGACAGAAGAUGCCAGCUCCAGCCUGUUCAAAGACCUCAGCAGCGCACUGGCAGGCCUGCCGGAGGUCAGCCUGAAUGUGGACACUCCGUUUCCACUGGAAGAGGAACUGCAAAUUGAACCCCUGAGCCUGGACGGACUCAACAUGUUAAGUGACUCCAGCAUGGGCCUGCUUGACCCCUCUGUUGAAGAGACGUUUCGAGCGGACAGACUGUGAAAACUCCAGUGCAGCAGGAGAACGUUUUUCUGCAACAGCCAACACAGAAUGGAGCCAGCUGCCACCCCGGGCUUUAGUUAUCCUGACAUGGAAGGAACCAAUGCCACGGUCUAGGCUUUCCAGGGAGGUCCCGUCGCAGACACGGUGGCUUCCUCCAGAUCACACAGCUAUGUCCUGCUCUCCGGCCUGUGGCCAACUUUGUGUUGCAGCAGGCAGGCUGCUUGGAGCUGCCGUGAACUGGAAGCUCAUCUCCACUCUGUCUUUGUAUUGGCCGUCCAGUCAGUCGAUGUGCAGAGAAGAAAAAAUUGUGUUACGGGAGCCUCCAUAGCAUCGCAUAGUGCUCAGAACCACUGAUUUCCAUCCACACUGAAGGUGGGACUGGAGCAGCGGCGGGAGGGAAUGCCUCCAUGCCUGCUUAGACCUGACCCGGAGGGUGAGCCCCUCCUGCAGGGGACAUUCCCAGGCUGAGCAGACGCCCCAGCUCUCGUCCAUGCCUGAAUUAUAACAUGAAGUUUUGCCCUAAGUCUGGGGUAAGCUGGAGUCAGGCAGAUGGAGGCUCAUUUUAUUUUCUCCCAGUUGGUUUCUGCUGCUUCAGUACCUUUUCCUUCUGGACGGGGGGAGGAGGAGGAAGACCAUUUUCUCCAGUCACUGAAAAGUCCCAUGGCACUGAUGAGCCUGAAGAGAACCGUGCUUCUUCCUAGGGUGUGGGAAAGGAAGACGCAGACUGAGGUGGCCUCUGGACAAACUCCAGAUAAGCACGGAGCUCCCCACUUAGAGCAGCUGGAAGGAGCUGAGGUGCUAACCACACCCACGGAGCAGCUGAGCUUCCCAUCCUGCCCCAGAGCUGUCUCUGUGGACUGGGGGCGUCACGUCCCCCACGCAGACCGUAAGCUCCUUGAGGGCAGGAACAGUGCCUUCUUCAUUGUUGAACUCAUGCAUGGCAGCACAUUCGUGUGCUGGAGUGAGUGCUGUGAACUGUGUGUGCGGUGUGUGAUGAGUGACUGGUCCCCCACGCUAUAAGGCAGGCUAAUCUGUAGCUAUCCCCACUCACUCCCUGCCAAAUCUCAGAGCUCUAGCUUUUCUUGCACUCGUGCCUAUGGUGAAGCAUGCACUUUUUAAUAUGCUUUUAACACUAGGUGAGCAAACCCACAGUGAAGCUGGGCACCACAUUCUCCUGGGGCUGCGUUCCAUGCGGGCGGGUGAGAGCUAUCUUCUGUGUCCAUCCGGAAGGGCUGAGCAGGUGGGGACCCCGAGGGACUUCUCAGAUAUGUUUUCCUUUAACUUGCUUCAAAUAGAGAUUCAUUCUUUGAGGUUGAAAAAAGAGUUUAUGGUGAAAGGAAGGCCUAAUUCAUGUAAGCAUCUUUACACAUUAGUACCUUCUCAUAAAACAGAUGGACCAGUUAUCCACCUCUGCCUGCCUCCUCUAACUUAGGGUAGCCCAGGAGGUUUGCAGAGGGCAGAGCACUGCAGGGGAGGAGUCUAGGCUGUGAGAAGACAGGGUGGAGAGGAGGAGAACCUGAAGGAAAGACAAAAGGACAGCCACUGCCUUUCCAGGAGUGUUGCUGAAGGUCACUGGACUGCUCCACCCAGAGGAGCAAGGCUGUGUGAGGAGGGGCUGAAUCUAGCACACCUGUCCCUGGUGCAGAGGGAGGGUGUCGCCAGGAGACUCUGGGCUGGCUCGCCUCUCCAGACCUCAUUCCAUUUCUAUCUUCUGACCUUGCCUCUAAUCUUUAAAUAACCCUCAGGGGGUACCCCACUGCCUUCCUCUAGAAUCCGAGUAUUCCUGUUUCACAUUUGCCCCACAUUUUUGCUGUGGAAUUAGGACAUCAAACCAGAGCCCUCCUCCCCUGAUUCCCAGCUCCGGAAGGGCCUGCCCUCGCCAGGCCUGUUCCCAGUUACACUUUCAGACCCCUUUGUGCUCAGGAUCUCAGGGGGGAGUGACUUUGUUCCAGAGCCUUUGGUCAUAAUGCUACCUGCAUCCCAGUGUGCCAGAAGAAGCCAGCUCCAAUCUCAAAGGUCCCCCAAACCUGAUCUUAUUCCCAACAGGGGAUGGUGCUGAUGUUCUAAGGGUUCUGAAGUCCCAGCACACCCCACUCUGCACAGUGCCUUACCUGUGGGGGUCACCAUAGGGUCCCAGUGCAGUCUGUCUGCACAGCAGCCACCCUGCCAGGCAACAGGAGACACCACGACCUCCACAGUGAACCACACUGCCCACCAGCAUCCUCCAGGUACCUUGUGAAAACGGGGUCACCAGGGGGAAUGAUUAGUUGAUUGGGGGCAUGUACUGGUGGCAAUAUGGUUUAGCACUGAAUUCAGUUUGUCCUGAGGUCUCUCAUUCCGAUCUUUCCUUCUGAAAGGGUUUGGGCAUUUUACAACUCACCACUGCCAGGUUGGAUGGGUCCCACUAGCCCGAAGCACGUGGGCCUGCACUCACUGCGGCCUUUGUAACAAAACCAGUCAUGGCCCUCGGCACUUAAAGUGGCUGCAUACUUCAUAGUAAACUAUUCUUCAGUAUUUAGUUUUGUCAUAAGAAAUCGAUCACUGUACUACUCUCACAGCAGUUAAACAGCAUAGAACUAAAAGCCUGUGUUUCCACUUUUUCUUUCUGUAUGGUUAUGGGUUUUAGGACAUAGGGCAUUAGGAGAAAGUUUUCCUGAUCAUGUCAGAAGUUCUUCUUUUUGUCCCUUUUCUCCUGUUUCAUUUCUCCUCCAUUUACUGUCUAUUACCUAAGCUGAAGCAUUGUAUCUUCAAGUCCAGAUGCGCAUUUGGAGACACUGACCAUUCCGACUCGUUGGCUCUUCUGAUUUAUGCACAGAUGGUUCCAAGCAUGUGUCCAGUGCCUUGUGGAUGGGACCAUUCCAGCAACUCAUCAGCCUUCCGGCCAGUGUCCAAACCCAGGGCACCCUGUUCAACCAUAUUUAAAGAUUAGAAUUUGUAUAAAGUUGCUUCCAAGUUUUAUAAUGCAUCAUUUUUCAUCUUUCAUAAUUAAAAGCAGCACAAUGUGGUUGUCUCUGCA